ACAAAUGGACACGGCCAAAAAUUGCGAUAAAAGUUCAUCUCAGUUACAAGCAGCUAGAUUAGAUUCUCAGCUGCAUGAUUCUCAGCAGCCCGGAGGUCAUUUCAAGGAUUCUUUUUCAGCUGUCAGUUCCAAACCAAACAAGAAUUUGCCUUUUGAGUGCAAUUUAUUGGAAAAACCAACGUUUCAUAAGUCAGCAGAGCUGUCAUUGCGGUGCUCGGUAGAUCAACUUACACAUCUUUCUGACAACACAUUAAAACCGUUAACUCUAUGCUUAUCAACGUCCACAGGCCGUAGGACUUCGAGAAGAGUUGCGGUAAAGUCGAAUAGUUAUACUAGAUUUUAUGAAAGUUUCAAAUAUGUAUGCCAUUUUUGUAAAAUGAGCUUUAAUACAUUUUCUGAACUGGAAAUUCAUGGCACAACUGUUAACGAUGGAGGUAGUGACAAAAUGUGCCCAUGGACAGAAAAUAAUAGAGCAUUUUGUUUAAAGGCGCUGGUCCGCUGUUUUUACUGCAAUGAAUUAAACACUUGUGAGGCUCUUAGGCAGCAUUGCAGUGAUAGGCAUUCUACAAAGCAGUUCGUUUGUAUUGACUUUUGGGAUUCCUUCAAAUGUGGAUUGUGUUUGUACCGUAAUGGAUCCGGAAGUGAAAAAGAUUUUUGGCUACAUUUCAAAAACUUCCAUGUCAAAUUAUGGAACAAAUAUACAUGCUACGGGUACAUAGAUCAGUUGUUUUUGGAUUGGGCAUUGAAUCUUGGAAGGAACGAGCAGUCGAGUGGUAGUCAACCAGAAUUAAAAGCAAUUCGGUUCAUAUGCAAUUACUGUAACGAGUCUGAUACGAGCGAAGUUUCGAUAGGAUCGCACGUAGCAAGGCACUGGCUUAAGUUUAACUGCGUUUGGUGUCAGAAAGUUUUUAAAUAUUUAAAACAUUUAUACUACCAUGCGAUUGCAAUUCAUCGUAUGGAUGAUUUGGAGAUAGGUCUUACAUUUUCGAACGAAUACGAUAAACACUUGCUUGAUGUUUUAAUGGUCUUCGAGAAUGGUUUGAUUUUAUCGAAACGACAAGUCCAACAUACCACGAUGGCUACUCUAGAACAUUUAAAAUCAGGAUUUCAAAGUUAUUACAAUGAGCAAGUCAAAUCUACCGAUUCUUAUAAGGAAACAUUAUUGAUGCCAAUAUUCACCAGUAGGAAAUCUGAAGUCAGUACAGCCGAAACGUGCAAAACAUUCAUUCAAAAUCAAUUGCUUCAUCUAGAAAUUGUUCUCGAACGUGUUAGCAACGAUCAUUUAGAAGGAAAAGAAAACUAGGAUUUUAUUACGGAAUUCUUUAUGCUU
Anopheles coustani is the source of this 1330-nucleotide messenger RNA. RefSeq lists its product as uncharacterized. The coding region runs from base 5 to 1303 and encodes 432 amino acids. Lineage: Eukaryota; Metazoa; Arthropoda; Insecta; Diptera; Culicidae. The record is from RefSeq and is a predicted model, not a curated record. The transcript has a single exon.